GAGAGAGAGAGAGGGAGAGAGAGAGAGAGACUGGUGCAGGACAGAGACAGAGGGGGAGCUUGCUGUAAUCAUUACUAUUUUCACCUUGUCGUCAUAUAUCAACCAGCCGCUCCUUGCUUCCAGGGACUGCAGCCACACACAUACACACACAAGCUCGCGCACUCCCACACUCCCACACGCUCUCACACACACAUACACACACACACGCGCGCGCACACACAGGCCAUGCGGGCCUGGAGGGCCAGGCUCUGAGGCAGGCGGAGGGUCGGGUGCGUAGGGGCGCGGAGAUGGCAGGACUGUCCGGGACACAGCGUCCCCCGUGCGCUGACCACGCAUGACCGAGCGGCGGGGGCCGGCCCCGGGGGACACGGGCGAGCCGGGCGAGGCGGGCGGUGGGCUGGGCCGGCCGCACGCCCUGCACGGCACGGAAGAAUGCAAACAGAUCCUGGCGCGCCAGAAGUCCAACUCGCAGUCGGACUCCCAUGAUGACGAGGUGUCCCCGCCCCCCCCGAACCCCGUGGUGAAGGCCCGACGCCGCCGGGGCGGCGUCAGCGCCGAGGUGUAUACCGAGGAGGAUGCCGUCAGCUACGUCAGGAAGGUGAUCCCAAAGGACUACAAGACCAUGACAGCUUUGGCCAAGGCCAUAUCCAAGAACGUGCUCUUCGCACACCUCGACGAUAACGAGAGAAGUGACAUAUUCGAUGCCAUGUUCCCAGUCACACACAUCGCCGGGGAAACUGUCAUCCAGCAGGGUGAUGAAGGGGACAACUUCUAUGUGAUCGACCAAGGGGAGGUGGACGUGUAUGUGAAUGGCGAGUGGGUGACCAGCAUCGGGGAGGGGGGCAGUUUCGGGGAGCUGGCCCUGAUCUACGGGACGCCCCGUGCUGCCACUGUCAAGGCCAAGACUGACCUGAAGCUGUGGGGCAUUGACAGGGACAGCUACCGCCGCAUCCUUAUGGGCAGCACACUGAGGAAGAGGAAGAUGUACGAAGAGUUCCUGAGCAAGGUGUCCAUCCUGGAGUCCCUGGACAAGUGGGAGCGCCUGACAGUGGCCGACGCCCUGGAACCCGUGCAGUUUGAGGACGGGGAGAAGAUCGUGGUGCAGGGAGAGCCAGGAGACGACUUCUUCAUCAUCACAGAGGGCACAGCCUCAGUUCUCCAGCGCAGGUCUGACAAUGAGGAGUACGUGGAGGUGGGACGCCUGGGGCCUUCCGACUACUUCGGCGAGAUCGCCCUGCUGCUGAACAGGCCGCGAGCAGCCACGGUGGUGGCCCGUGGGCCCCUGAAGUGCGUGAAGCUGGACCGGCCCCGCUUCGAGCGUGUGCUGGGGCCCUGCUCCGAGAUCCUCAAGAGGAACAUCCAGAGAUACAACAGCUUCAUCUCCCUGACCGUGUGACCAGGAAGUCCCGGGACCGGGCCGACCGAGA
Molecule: messenger RNA, 1427 nt
Organism: Megalops cyprinoides (Indo-Pacific tarpon)
Lineage: Eukaryota; Metazoa; Chordata; Actinopteri; Elopiformes; Megalopidae
Gene: prkar1b
Product: protein kinase, cAMP-dependent, regulatory, type I, beta
Exons: 10
Coding region: 335-1396 (353 amino acids)
Biological process (GO): regulation of protein phosphorylation
Cellular component (GO): cAMP-dependent protein kinase complex
Molecular function (GO): cAMP-dependent protein kinase regulator activity
Source: RefSeq, a predicted model, not a curated record